Molecule: messenger RNA, 4014 nt
Organism: Hemicordylus capensis (graceful crag lizard)
Lineage: Eukaryota; Metazoa; Chordata; Lepidosauria; Squamata; Cordylidae
Gene: ZDHHC12
Product: zinc finger DHHC-type palmitoyltransferase 12
Exons: 5
Coding region: 104-907 (267 amino acids)
Biological process (GO): protein targeting to membrane; peptidyl-L-cysteine S-palmitoylation
Cellular component (GO): endoplasmic reticulum; Golgi apparatus
Molecular function (GO): protein-cysteine S-palmitoyltransferase activity
Source: RefSeq, a predicted model, not a curated record
CUAAGGAGAAGGAGGAGCAGCAGCGCGGCAGCAACAACAGCGGCCCGAGUUCCGCCUUCGGGAACUUGGCCUCUGGGCGGGGAGCAGCGAGGCGGCCCGGAGGAUGUGGCCGGGGGUCCCGUGGGGCAGCGGCUGCCUGGUGCGGGCGGCGCACACGGGGCUCAGCUGGGGGAUCACCGUAGCGCUCUUCCUGCACCCCACAGAUCUGCGGCGGCAAGAAGAGCAGGGAGAACUUCUCCAGCCGCUCCUGUUUGUCUCGCUGGUCCUCUGCUCCGUCUUGCUGUACUUCAUCGUCUCUCUCAUGGAUCCAGGCUAUGUCGAGAGUGAUGGAGACCAGAAGGAAGCAGUGAAUGAAGAACAGAAAGCAAUGAUUUCACAGCAAGUUCCAAGCACUGUCUGGCUCAGACGCUGUGGGUACUGCUUUCUGAAGCAGCCAAUGAGAGCCAAGCACUGCCAGGCGUGCCGGCACUGCGUCCGCCGCUACGACCACCACUGUCCCUGGAUCGAGAACUGCGUGGGGGAAAGGAAUCAUCCGCUCUUCAUCGUGUACUUGGCUGUCCAGCUUGUAGUUCUCAUGUGGGCGAUGCAGGUGGCUUGGUCAGGCCUCAAUUUUGAGCAGUCGUGGGCAUGGCUUCAGCACAACGCCCUCCUCCUCCUCUCCUUCCUCGCGAUCGUCUUAUUCACCGUGGUGGCCACCCUGCUGCUAGUGUCACACCUCUACCUGGCCGCCAGCAACACCACUACCUGGGAGUUCAUGUCCCGCCAUCGCAUUUCCUACCUGAGACAGUGCGAGGCGGAGAACCCUUUCGACCAGGGCAUCUUCCGCAAUCUCUGGAAGUUUUUCUGUGCCUGCCGCCUGGUCACGUGGGAGAACCUGUACUCCCAGGCGGAAGGCCAUGCGGUAUGACUGCCGCACACCGUCGGUCCAGCGAUGGACUCUGAGCACAGCGGAGACUGUAAACAGGGUAAAACAGAUUACCGAGUUUGGGGCUGGUGGCUGCAGAAUGAUCGAGAGAAGGGGAAGCUUUUGCCAAAAUUCUGCUCAUCCCAGCUACCAGUCUGGAGGGAGGUGGUUUUCAUAUUCCAAUACUGGUGAGAGACAUCUUAGAAGGCCAGCUUUAUGCUCUAACAAGCCACUAGAGGAUCAGCUCUGCACUGAAUUUUUAUACUGCUGCAUAGCGCUGCUUUUUAGUUUCCUGCGUUUUAACGUGUGGGGACCUACCGUCUUUUAAAAAUGCAAGUCUUAAGACCUCACGGAGAAAUGCUGCCAGGAUAAUCCUUGUGGUUCUUGCGUUAUCACUGGGUUUUCUGGAAAGCAUGUCUUGAAGGCCAGAGAGAAAGCAAUCUCCAGACCCUUGGGGGGAAACGAUGAACUUUAUGCCAUUGGCAAACUUCUGAGUGCAAGAAAUGCUCCAGUAAGGGGCAUCUAAAAGGAAGAGACAAGGGCUAGGGCGAAACGAGAGGCCCUGUGCUUCAAAAGCAUGGGGCUUGUAGACUGCACCUUGGGGCAGGGGAAUCCAACCAGUGUAGCUUUUCCUGACUCACUGCUGCCUUGAGGAAACCACACCUGUUGGACAAAGGGCAUAUCUUGGAGACCGAGAGGUCUGAGGAGGCCUUUGCACUUUUCUUUGUAAGAAUGAACAUCUAGAUUAGGGGUGGGCGAUCUUGGCCCUUCUGCUGUUGCUGAACAGCAAAUUGCGGCAGAGGAUGGUGGGAGUUGUAAUCCAACGGCCGCUGGAGGGCCAAGUUUGCCCACCCCGAUCUAGAUAUUGCGGGUGGGUGUGUUAACUCUCUCUCUCACACACACCAAAACCCCAGCUUCAACAAACAAAGUUCUUUUCUGCACAGUUCCUCUGGAUUGUGAUAUCAUCUACUUCAAAGGCAUUGUGUUAGUGGAAAGAGCAGCACAACCAUUCUGGUUGCUGGUAAAUGAAAAACCAGGUUGGGUUUCCAUCACCGACACCUUGUAGUUACAGGUGUAACACCACCUUUGUUACCUGUGGGAAACAAACUGAGGUGCUAGCCACGGAAAUAGGCAGCCCCUCCCUCUGGGACAGGGAUUUUCAGUCCUUGGCUGUUAGUGUGACUACAACUCCCAUAAUCCCUUUGGCUGUGGUGGUGGGGGAUGAUGGGAGUUGUAGUCCAACAUCAUCUGGGGACCCAUGUGUUCUGUAACAGGGAGUCCCAGAUGUUAACGACAACUCCCAGAAUUCCCAGCUGCAGCAACCUCUGGCUGGGGAUGCCUGGAGUUGUAGGCAACAACAAGAACACGGCAGGGGAAGCAAGUCUGAGAACUCCCUGCUGUAGGCCCUGUUCCUCCCAGGAGCAACGAUGCUCUCAUUCUAAACAGAGGACUUUGUGGUUUUUUGGCACCGCCGGUUAAGGUUAACCAGGGUUUCACUUAAGCUAACCUUGGCUCAGAAACCCCAUUUGAACCAUGGUUAUAGAUCCUGGUGAAAUGGGAAGUGUAGGCACCCCCUUAGCUUAAAGUGCUGCAUCACUGGGGUUAAGGCCAGGCAGCAAGGCAAUUUUGUUCCAGGCAGGACAGCUGUUUUUCCAGAGGCUGGUGGAUUUGGUAGUCACGGUAAAUAAGGUGUCUGUGUCACUCCUGUGCGGUUCCUCCUUUUAGCCCUCACCUUGUGCCUUAAAGCAGAACUACUAGGCAGAAGCUUCAUCACUAAUAAGAUCAGAUUUGGAUUCCACUAGUGGCGAAAUGCAUUGGCUUUCUAGAUUUCUUGAAACCGUAACUUUUGUUCAAGACAUGAAUCAUCGCCGAUCUAUACAUGCUGUUCAGACUAACCCAUUAUGAUCCCUAAAGGCCAUUUGAGGGGCAUGAUGGGAGUUGUAGUCAACAUCUGGGAAGCCCUGUGACAGGGACCACCACUGUGGAUGUAGCAUACAAGAAGCACUGCUCUUUGAAUCAUCAAAGACGAAAGCUGACUUAUUGGUAUAGGGGAUAAAUUUGCAACUUAGGAUGGAGGUUCCCUUUGACGGCUCUAGCCCAAUGUACAUUCUCUUCGUCUUUCUGCAUUCACAAAGAGGUGAGUAUUACGUUCACAACCCAGGUCUACUUUGGUGUUGCCGGAGUGUGUGGUGUUACCUAUGCAAAUAUGCAAUUAAGAAGUUGACUACAGUUGCCAGAUCUCCAGUUGGUAACAGUUUGGAGGUACAAAGUGGAGGCUGCCCAUAGUUUCUCCCAUCCCAGCAGUCUCUGUGCCUACUUUCUCUCCCCCCCCGCCCCCCGGAGUUGGGGGGGAAGUGGGCAAAGGGCCCAGGAGAGGCGUUCUGGCAAACGCUGCUUCUAAUAACCAGAUUCUGCCUUGACAACCCUGUUACUUGUUCCAUGCCUUAAUACAGGAGGUUGCCAAGCUUGGGGGGGUAUCUCUAGAUAUGGGACUACAACACCCAUCAUCCCCUGCCAGACUGGCCUGUGAUGGGAGUUGUAGUCCAAUGGCUGAGGUUCGCUGCCUUAAUAUGUAACAAUUUGGUGAUCAUUGUAAAUAAAUAUUCAUCACAUUUGUGAUUGCGACCAUACAGAAGCCACAGCCUUGUUAGAAAGCAAAGAAGGGGGAGAAAUUCAAAUUGCAAUUAUUUUGGAGACGGGGCACAGAUGUCACGUGCUCUUUCAACAUACAUCCCAGCAUUACCCUGCAUGCAGUUUCCACAGGCAGAAGUGUACCUUGCUGCUUUCUGUCCAGAUUAAAGUUGUUAAAAGCGGAAGUAUAAAAAUAGUCCCAGUAGCCACUGGGUUGCUGAUUGCAGCCAGAUCCUAGGUCUUGGGGGAGCCUAAUUCAUUCAACUAAUUUAUUUUGCUUGUACGAACGGCCAGGGCAAAGAGCUGGCUUUCUGCUCAGCUGUGAGGAUCCCGCCAACACAGGGAAGCGGAGCAGUGUCGACUCCAAGCUGCAUCUGCAGAAGAGCACUUGGGAGUCUUGUCUGGCAGAGGGGUGGUUAUAGUGUGUAAGUUUUGUUUCUGUAAUCUAAGGUGUUAAAUCAUUAAAACCUUCGACUUAA